AUGGCCCUACACAAGAACACAGACAGAGGGUAUGCGUGGGUGGUCCUGGUCAGCAGUUGGCUACAACUGGUCAUCUGUGGCAUCGUUUACUAUUCACCAGCCGUGGUCACCAUAGGCCUACUGGAGACGAUGAAGGAAGGUGUGUUCAAGACAUCGUGGGUGGGGUCCACCUUGUAUGGGACUUAUAUGUUUACAGCAAUAGGAUCUGCGUUGAUGGACGUGUCCUCAGCGGUGAUCAUUUGCCACUAUUUCGACAAAUACCUUCCCCUUGCCUCGGGUCUACAGAUGUCAGGAGGAGGGGCGGGGCUGCUCAUGGGUGCUCCUAUAGCGAGAGCCCUCCUUGACACGUUCGGACUGAGCGGGACGUUUCUUGUACUAGGAGGAAUAGGAGCUAAUGCGUGUGUGUGUGGUAUGUUGUUCAGACCUUCGCCGCAUGAGCAACAUACAGGAACAAAGUCGAAGGAGACGUCGGGAGACGUCACCCGAAAUCUUGUGGAUCAAGAAGUAGACGUGCAGUCAGAAGUCAGAAUAAGCUACGUACAACGUUUACGUUCAACAGUCAGAGACACGUGGUCACUUGUGUUUAAUUUGAGCUUUAUGCUGUACGUCCUUUCCUAUACAUUUUGGGGAUUUGGAGAAUCAAUCAUCUAUGUACAUUUAACUAACUUUGCGGAGUCUAAAGGAACUAGCCAACAGAAUUCCGCCAUGUUGUUCACAGCAAUAGGCGUUACUAGUAUAAUAGCGCGGGUGUUGGCAGGGUUUGCUGGUACCGAUCCAGCAAUAGGCGUCUUCAUGCUACACACGGGUAUGGUAGGUGUAGCCGGUGUCCUGCUCAUGCUGUGCCCCCUUCUCUCGAGUUCCUUGACGCGACAGUUUGUGUUUAGUAGCUUGUACGGCAUCUUCAGUGGUGGGCCGAUGGCGCUAGUGAAACCUAUCAUUGUUGACCUAGUGGGAGUAAAACAACUGGCGACCGGAUAUGGAGUGGUGAAUUUCAUUGGUGGCCUUGGAUUACUUCUCGGACCUCCUUUUGCAGGUAGGUAA
Molecule: messenger RNA, 1041 nt
Organism: Haliotis rubra (blacklip abalone)
Lineage: Eukaryota; Metazoa; Mollusca; Gastropoda; Lepetellida; Haliotidae
Product: monocarboxylate transporter 12-like
Exons: 2
Coding region: 1-1041 (346 amino acids)
Biological process (GO): transmembrane transport; monocarboxylic acid transport
Molecular function (GO): monocarboxylic acid transmembrane transporter activity
Source: RefSeq, a predicted model, not a curated record